Messenger RNA from Paramuricea clavata, 2959 nucleotides. The record is from the annotation of a GenBank genome assembly. NCBI's taxonomy places the organism in Eukaryota, Metazoa, Cnidaria, Anthozoa, Malacalcyonacea, Plexauridae.
GAGGUGUUUUGCGGCGUGCUGCUGAAACGAAACAUAAAUUCUGUGUGUAAUUGAUUCAGCUAGAGUUUCGCGUUGGAAGCAUACAGAUACACACGUUCAAGGUAGCAGCAGUAUGUUAUUGUCACCGUGUGAUAGUUUUGAAUCAGGAAUGGAGGAUGAAAUAUUAAGAGAAAUGGAAGGAAACAGGCCACGUUCUAGAACAUGGCCCCUUCCGCAGCCUGAAGAUUUUGAAUCACAAAAAUCGCCCGAAGUCGAGGAGAAAAUAUCGACGGCAAAACUUGAGCCGGGCUCGAAGAAAGGUUCUCGUAAAAAUGCUUGGGGAAAUCAGUCCUACGCCGACUUGAUAACUCAAGCAAUCCAGAGCGCUCCAGAGGAACGUAUGACUUUAUCACAAAUAUAUGCUUGGAUGGUCGAAAAUGUCGUAUAUUUCAAAGACAAGGGAGACAACACUAGCAGCGCUGGCUGGAAGGUAUGUAAAGCUGUAUUUAAUAUUUAGUAUUACAUUUAAACGUUUGUAGUAGUUAUGCAAGCUUGUGUUAUUAUACUAUAACACCUAUAUUUUAACGUGUGUUUAAGCUGUUUGCGUUUUAAUAAAGAAGCAAUAUAUUUCGUUCAUUAUAGAAUAGUAUACGGCACAAUUUGUCCCUUCAUAAUCGUUUUAUACGAAUACAAAAUGAAGGGAAUGGGAAAUCGUCUUGGUGGAUGGUUGAUGCCGAUGCUAAGACGGAGAAAACGAAACGUAGAAGCCGUUCAAGCUCUCUAGAUUCAGAUAGCGGCCCGAAAGCAACAAAAACCAAACGACCGGGUAGGAAAGGCAAGCGAAGCGAACACAACGAAGACAAACCACUGAGCCCGAAUUCAAAGCUUCGUGUUACCCCCAAAUCGCCUAUAAAUACCGAACCCUCGGUUAUAUUGGAAGAUAAUCCAUUCCCUUUCCCCUUAGCAGACUACAGGCAUCGUUCAUCGUCCAAUGCAUCGAAUGUGAGCAGUAUCAGCGGUCGGCUGUCGCCUAUUCCUUCACACGAUGAAGAGUUUGAUUUAGAUGAAGUCUCGAUGUCGCCAGCACAAGAACAACAUACGCCUGUUGUAGUCGAGGAAUUAAUGGAUAAUAUGAAAGAAAACCUGAGUAUGACAAUGCCUCAUCCGCAACCAGCAUCUCCGGCUGAUAUUGCAGCAUUUCGAGCAGCAAGAUGCAAUGAAGACUCUAUGAAUAUAGACUCACCACCGGCUUCGCAGUUUGUUGACAACCGGUACCCGAGCACCGACUACUUCCCUGCUCCAAGCUUGAAGCAAGCUCCUUUUACAGCGUCAAAAAUCCCUCCUCAAAAAAGCCUGUACAAAGAGGCGCCUCCUAAUACCUUACAGCAACAUUUAAAUGGUCUUUACCUCCGUGGGAAUAUGAAUUCCCCAAGUAAUUUUCAAAUUUUGGAACGGAAUAAUAGUUCGCAGAUUAUUCAUCCCGACCAACGACCACCACCGCCGCCAUAUAAUGUACAACAUGUAAAUACCUCGAUGCAAAGGCCCCAACCUACCCCAAAUCGACUGCCAAUGCAAGGUAAUAACUAUAUACCGUACUACCAUACCUCUCACAACGAAGGAGUACCCAUGAUUAGUGUUGAAAUGGCUGAUUCGGUCGCAUUACCAGGCGACUUUGACAUUGAUUUUCUUGACAGACUUGACCGGGACAUUACAUGCGACGUUGAGACAGUCCUUCGAAAUGAUUCGGCAUUCAAUGAUGGACAUUUGGAUUUUAACUUAGACAAUUACGUAUCUGCAAUUGCACUUCCAGAAAUUUCAAUUUCUAGUCAUAUUUCAGGAAAUAUGGUACAUUGAAUUGGUGUGAAGUAAUUUAUACUAUCAAAGCGUCGCCAUUCCUUCCAGCGAAGAUGGCCGAAAGGGCAAGGACCAAAAUUUGACCAGGUUUUCAAUAAAUCUACUACCCUCGGAAGCUUUUCUAAAAAGCACAGUUGAGCGAGUACUACAGUCCAAAACUGGUUCAAGAAUCGAGAAAAAUGGACUUAAAUCAAAGUUAAAUCAGGGACAUUAAAUUAUAUAUCUAUUUGACUAAAUUACCCCAUGUACAUUUUGAACAAUCUCAGAAGGUCUGUCCGUGGAGUCGAUUUCUUACUAGACAGCAACGGGAUAUGGCAUUAAUACAGUAUUAAUUUUUUAUUGUGUAAGGUUAGUUGCUUCUCACUGUGUGACAAGCAGCCAGUCUGUCUCUGGCAGAGCCAAACAACUGGUCCAGUAUAUAAAAUGAUAUUGUAAUGUUUUAUUAAUAUUUGCAUAUAGAGAACUGUAGUUGUAGAACUCAAUAUUAUAAAGGCUAUCGGACUACUAUGUACCUGAAAUGUAACUUAUAUAAUCUCAGUUAUUAUAUUUAUAUAUUCCUAAAAACCUGACUAUAGACCGACACAAGUACAACGCAAACAUGCGUUGGACGCGUUGUCAAAAAUUAGAAUUAAUUACGAAUUCACGAAUAUUGCAACUUGCAAUUUUUUGCAGAUGUCCAUAAAACACACUCGGAAUAAAUUAUUUCAAAAAAUUACCUUCUGGUUAUCGCUGGCAGCCGGUCCGUUUUCCGAUUGUGUUUCAGAUUUCAUUAUAAUUAUCUAGAAUCGACCAGGAAUUUGUUCUUAGCUUUUCAUUAUGAAACCUGCUGAUAUUCGGAUAUCAAAUGUAAAUACAGGGAACAGCUGCAAGUUUUCGCGCGCGCGCCAUUCUGUUGCCGGAAUGUAGCAUGAAUUGAACAUUUCGAACUCGGAAUUUUCGUGUUCUGCGAGUAUCAUUAAAUCGAUGGAAUGGAUAUUUUGUUUUCGGAGCUUAAGUAAAUAAAUUUAUUUGAGCUGAAACCGGCGGUAUUAACUCGUCAUCAUUAUGCUCAUCAUGAUAUUUAAAGAAUUUCUUCCUUUAAAAAAUAAUGUACAAUUUUAAUGGUAGGAAAUUAGCAUAAAAGAGC